AUGGCCGGAGAGAGCUCCAAGAGCAAGGCCAAUGGAGCGGCAAAGGGUGCCCUUCCCCUUGAUAUCGAUGGCCACAAUCUGCCUCCAUCGCCGGCGCCGAGCUCGCCCCGCAAUGGCAGGAAGUAUGCGCUCAUGACGGAGCUGGUCUACACGGAGAGCAGCGAUCAGUACAAUGCUAGCUCGGUGCCCAUCUAUCAGUCCGCAACCUUCAAGCAGGAGUCUGCUACUGGCGGCGGCGGCGAAUACGACUACACACGCUCUGGCAACCCCACACGAACACACCUCGAGCGACACCUCGCAAAGAUUAUGAACGCGGAGCGCGCCCUUGUCGUCUCAUCUGGCAUGGGUGCUCUCGACGUCAUUACCCGCCUGCUACGACCGGGCGACGAGGUAGUAACUGGCGACGACUUGUAUGGCGGCUCAAACAGACUGCUCAAGUACCUCUCGACACAUGGCGGCAUCAUUGUACACCAUGUGGACACAACAAACCCUGAGAAAGUGCGCGCAGUCGUGAACAAUAAGACGGCUAUGGUCUUGCUUGAGACACCCACAAACCCUCUGAUCAAGAUCUGCGACAUUCCCGCGAUUGCUAGCAUCGCACACACUGCGAACCCUACCGCCGUCGUCGCAGUCGACAACACGAUGAUGUCGCCAAUGCUGCUUAACCCGCUCGACCUCGGCGCCGACGUCGUCUACGAAUCCGGCACAAAGUACCUAUCCGGCCAUCACGACCUCAUGGCCGGCGUUAUUGCGAUUAACGACUCCGCACUAGGAGACAGACUAUACUUCACCAUCAACGCCUCCGGCUGUGGUCUCUCACCCUUCGACUCCUGGCUUCUCAUCCGCGGCAUCAAGACGCUAGGUGUCCGUAUGGAAAAACAACAAGCAAACGCCAUGCGCGUCGCCACAUUCCUCGAAUCGCAUGGCUUCAAAGUCCGCUACCCAGGCUUGAAGUCCCACCCCCAGUAUGAUCUGCACUGGAGCAUGGCGCGCGGCGCGGGCGCUGUGCUGUCAUUCGAGACUGGCGACGUGACCGUUAGCGAGAGGAUUGUGGAGAGCGCACGCCUGUGGGGAAUCAGCGUGAGCUUUGGAUGUGUGAAUAGUUUGAUCAGCAUGCCGUGCCGCAUGAGCCAUGCUAGUAUAGAUGAAAAGACGAGGAGGGAGAGGAAUAUGCCCGAAGAUAUCAUUCGCCUGUGUGUGGGAAUUGAGGAUCCAGAGGAUCUGUUGGAUGAUUUGAGCCGUGCUCUGGUGCAAGCUGGUGCUGUUAGCAUCACGCCUGAAGGUUUCCGUGCCCUAGCCACCGAGGAGCCCUCUUCAUCUACCGAGGCUGUUCCUGCACCUUCUGAGUCGUAG
This is a messenger RNA of Cucurbitaria berberidis CBS 394.84, 1353 nucleotides long. Its product is annotated as cystathionine beta-lyase. Gene Ontology annotation, cellular component: cytoplasm. The coding region runs from base 1 to 1353 and encodes 450 amino acids. Gene Ontology annotation, biological process: 'de novo' L-methionine biosynthetic process; transsulfuration. Gene Ontology annotation, molecular function: pyridoxal phosphate binding. The record is from RefSeq and is a predicted model, not a curated record. The transcript has 3 exons. Lineage: Eukaryota; Fungi; Ascomycota; Dothideomycetes; Pleosporales; Cucurbitariaceae.